AUUUGUGAAAACAACAAAAUUAAAACGAUAUAAAAACAAGUGCGUAACCUUUCUACACCAGUUAAUAAAAAGUGCGCAAUCACGUCGCUACCAAGUCUAGUCGGUCAUAUCGUCAAGCGGACAUUCGCAGGCGGUGUUAGUAAAUUACAAACAAGCAAAAUUAUGGUCGUAACACACAACGUCAAGGGCUACGAUGAGUUCUCCAAGAAAAUGGAGGAACUGGAAACCGGUGACGGCAACAAUCCGGUACAUGUUUUGUUCAGCGGCGGCAAGGAUGAAAAUGGCGAGAGCUGGUGUCCAUACUGUGUCAAGGCGGAGCCGGUGAUACACGAUGCUUUGAAGAAGGCCGCUGAGAACUCCCACUUUGUGCAUGUCGAUGUCGGCGAGCGUUCCUACUGGAAAGACCUGAACUGUCCGUUCCGCAAAGACCCAAACACGCAUCUGAUUUUCCUGCCCACGCUGCUGCGCUGGAAGUCGCCACAGCGUUUGGAUGGCGAGCGCUGCUCCAACAAGGAUCUGGUCGAGAUGAUGUUCGAGGAUGAGGAAUAAUAUGCAUACUCUCAAUUGUCGGCAGCCUCCUCAACAUUUAUAUUAGUUUCAUAUUUUUAUUUCGGAAUGUUCAUUAAAGUUCUUUGA
Messenger RNA from Drosophila novamexicana, 636 nucleotides. RefSeq names its product thioredoxin domain-containing protein 17. Bases 163 to 549 code for a protein of 128 amino acids. The transcript is spliced from 3 exons. Gene Ontology annotation, cellular component: cytosol. The record is from RefSeq and is a predicted model, not a curated record. Lineage: Eukaryota; Metazoa; Arthropoda; Insecta; Diptera; Drosophilidae. Gene Ontology annotation, molecular function: protein-disulfide reductase [NAD(P)H] activity.